CUCGUGCUGCUCAAAUAUGGCUCGUUACUCAAUUGGCCGUCUAGCCGCGUUGGCUCUGAUGCUGACAUCAUGUUGGGAGGCCUGCUAUGGCAAAGAGACCAUGGGCGAGAGAGCCCAGAGCGUGCGACAGCGCCGAGCUGCCAUGGCCCAGGCCCAAAAGUCCCGAUUUGAAACUCGGGAUAAGGGAACGUAUCGCUACCUAACAAACCAAACGGAAGCCUUCAAGGUCGAUUCUCUCCCCGACGUGACGGAUGACCCAGGUGAGAUGUAUGGGGGCCAGAUCCCUGUCGGCAAUGAUACUUCGAAACAGAUGUUCUUCAUGUUCCAGCCAACGAUUGGCGAUCCUGUUGACGAGAUCACCAUCUGGUUCAAUGGCGGUCCAGGCUGUUCGUCCUUGGAAGCGUUUUUACAGGAGAACGGACUUUUCAUCUGGGGUUGGGGCAUGUACAAUGCCGAAGUCAACAAGUACUCAUGGGUUAACUUGACGAACAUGCUUUGGGUAGAAUAUCCACUUGGCCUUGGAUUUUCAACAACCAGCAACGUCACAGCGACAAGUGAGGAAGAGACAGCUGCCGACUUCAUAGGCUUCUUCCGCAACUUCCAGGAUAUUUUCGGCAUUAAAAACUACAAAAUCUACAUAACUGGAGAAAGCUAUGCGGGGAGGUAUGUCCCAUACGUUGCUUCUGCAAUGAUCGACCAGAAUGAUACAGAAUAUUUCAAUGUCUCCGGCGCUCUGAUGUAUGAUCCCGUCAUCGGCCAGUAUGAGUACAUUGGCCAGACGGUACCGACAGUACCGUACAUUCAAAAAUAUGCCAUGUUCUUCAAUUUCAACGAGACGUUCAUGUCAGAAUUGGAAAGCGCCCACAAAAGUUGUGGUUAUGCCGACUACUUGGCCAAGUAUAUGACGUUCCCACCUGCUGGACUACAGCCACCACUCGAGGGUAUGUUUAAUCAAACAUCGCAAAGCUGCGACGUGUGGACGAACGCGUAUACUGCUGCGUCGCAACCGAAUCCAUGCUUUAAUGUCUAUGAAAUCAGCACAAUGUGCCCUGUUCUAAGCGAUCCUCUUGGUUAUCCGAGUGACCUGGAAUAUUUGUACUCGGGUAUGAAAGAGAUUUACUUCAACAGAACAGAUGUCAAAACCGCAAUUCACGCUCCAUUGGACGUAGACUGGUCCGAAUGCUCAGGACCAGUGUUCGCUGGCGAAGGCGGUGGCUAUGGCAAUGGAGAUGCAAGCAUUGACCCGAUACAGUCAGUUCUUCCAAAGGUCAUUGAGAAAACGAAUCGGGUAUUGGUGGCCAAUGGAGAUUAUGAUUUCGAGAUCCUCACAAUGGGUACACUCCUAUCUAUUCAAAACAUGACGUGGAACGGUAAAUUAGGCUUCCAGAAGGAGCCUAAGACGCCAAUAGACAUCAAAUUACCAGAUCUGCAGUAUCAAGCUGCUUUCGACGCAUCAGGUAUGCCUGGCUAUGACGGGCCUGGACAGGGUAUCAUGGGAAUUCAGCACUAUGAACGUGGGCUUAUGUGGGCUGAAACCUUCCAAAGUGGGCAUAUGCAACCUCAAUUCCAACCAAGGAGCUCAUAUCGCCAUCUACAGUGGUUGCUAGGUCACAUCGACCGGCUUUGAUUUAAAAAAUACAUAUGAGUAAUAUCAGACUAGCCGGACGAAAGUGCACGAAUUCAAAUGACUGUAAACGCAGUUCGCGUUGUAUAAUGAGUAUAAUAAAGCAUUGAACAAUUUCACGAAAAUGCCAU
Molecule: messenger RNA, 1755 nt
Organism: Verruconis gallopava
Lineage: Eukaryota; Fungi; Ascomycota; Dothideomycetes; Venturiales; Sympoventuriaceae
Exons: 8
Coding region: 17-1627 (536 amino acids)
Biological process (GO): proteolysis
Molecular function (GO): serine-type carboxypeptidase activity
Source: RefSeq, a predicted model, not a curated record